UUGUCUUCGACUAAAUAAUAGUAUUAAGCGUCUAGGGUUUUUUUUUUGGAAGAGCUCUAUUUUCAUAAAAACUGCAUACUGAGUUCGAGGCUGAGAAACAGAGGUAGAAAUGUCCUUUCUGCAGAGGACCCGGGACUGCAGCGGGCGAGUCCUGUUUUGUCUGCUCCUGGGGACCCUAUGGGAGAUGGGUUCCGGACAGAUCCGCUAUUCGGUGCCUGAGGAAAUGGAGAAAGGCUCUUAUGUGGGGGAUGUGGCCAAGGACCUGGGAUUGGAGCCGCAGGAACUGUCGGAGCGCCGAGUCCGGAUAAUCUCCAAAGGUAGGACGCAGCGUUUCACCCUUAGUAUGAAACAGGGCCAUUUAUUUAUGAAUGAGAAGAUCGAUCGAGAAGAAGUCUGUGCGGAUUCCCCUAAGUGCCUUCUGAAUUUGCAAAUCAUUGCUGAAAAUCCAAUGAAUCUUUAUCCGGUGGAAGUGGAAAUUUUGGAUAUAAAUGAUAACGCACCCCGGUUCCCCAGGCCAGAAAUCCGGAUAAAUGUGAGUGAGACUACGGCGCCGGGAGCCCGAUUUUAUCUUGAUGAUGCCCGGGAUCUUGAUGUCGGAAUUAACUCUGUCCAGGACUAUUGGCUCAGUAAUGAUAGCCACUUUUCUCUAAAUGUGCAGAAGAGGCCCAAUGGAGGGCGAUAUGCAGAACUGCUCUUAGAUAAACCCAUGGAUCGUGAAGACCUGGAGAUCCAUGUUCUCACCCUGACGGCUAUUGAUGGUGGCCAGCCAGUCAAGUCCGGGACAACACAGAUACGUGUACUUGUCUUAGAUGCCAAUGACAACUCGCCGAUCUUUGCCCAGUCUUUCUAUAGAACCACAGUCGAGGAGAACCUGCCUCCUGGUUCCAUCAUUUUAACCACCGAAGCCACGGAUGCGGAUGAAGGUUCAAAUUCGGAUAUCACGUACUCUUUCAUUCAAACUUCAGACUCAAUUUACAAAAUGUUCCAGGUGGAUCCGAAAACUGGGGACAUAAAAGUGACAGGCAGGAUUGAUUUCGAAGAAACUCAGUUCUAUGAAAUAGCAAUUCAAGCAGUUGAUGGAGGGGGGCUGGCUGAUACAGCGAAAAUCCUCCUGGACAUUGUAGAUGUUAAUGACAAUGUCCCAGAAAUUAAAAUCACAUCCUUCUCUGAUACGAUACCGGAAGACACUCCCCCCGGAACCAUAAUUGCUCUUUUUAAUGCCGAAGAUCGAGAUUCAGGCAAAAAUGGUUAUGUCGUAUGUUCUAUCCCAGUGCAUCUCCCCUUUAGACUAGAGGGGUCUUUUGAUAAUUACUAUAGUUUGGUGACAUAUGAAGUCCUAGACAGAGAAUUUGUCCAGGAAUAUAGCAUAACAAUAACAGCGACAGAUAGAGGGAAUCCUUCUCUUUCAUCAACCAAAACAACACACCUCGAAAUAACCGACAAGAAUGACAACCCACCCGUGUUUCUUAAGAAAUCAUAUUCAGCUAAUUUGCGGGAAAAUAAUCAGCCGGGAGUUUCUAUUAUUACUGUGACGGCCACAGAUGUCGACUGGGAAGAGAAUGCACAAGUCACGUACUCCGUCACCGAAGGGCUGGGCCAGGAUACGUCUCUGUCGUCCUACGUGUCCAUUAACUCGGAGACUGGGGUCAUCUAUGCCCUGCGCUCCUUCGACUACGAGCAGUUCCAGGAGUUAAAGCUGCUGGUCACCGCGCAGGACGGCGGGACCCCGGCCCUCAGCAGCAACGUGUCGGUGACUCUGUUGGUCCUGGAUGAAAACGACAACACCCCGGAGAUCCUGUACCCGUCUUUGCCCACCGACGGCUCCACCGGGGUGGAGUUGGCUCCGCGUUCAGCCGAGGCCGGCUACCUGGUGACCAAAGUGGUGGCUGUGGAUGGAGACUCAGGCCAGAACGCCUGGCUGUCCUACCACCUCCUCAAGGCCACGGAUCCGGGCCUCUUCUCAGUGGGGCUUCACACGGGCGAGAUCAGGACAGCCCGGUCCUUCCUGGAAAAGGAUGCCCUCAAGCAGAGCCUCGUGGUGGUGGUCAGGGACAACGGGGAGCCUCCUCUCUCUGCCACCGUCACUGUCACGGUGGCCGUGGCCGACAGCAUCCCCGAGAUCCUGUCGGAUCUGAGCAGCCUCUCGACGCCCGCAGACCCCGAGUCCAGUCUCACUUUGUACCUGGUGGUCGCAGUGGCCGCCGUGUCCUGCCUGUUCUUGGCCUUCAUCAUCGUGCUGUUGGCCUUAAAGCUCCGCAGGUGGCGGGCUGAGCGGCUGCUGGAAUCGUCGAGCGGGUAUCUUGGCGGAGUCCCGGCCUCACACUUUGUGGGCAUCGACGGGGUCCGAGCUUUCCUCCAGACUUAUUCCCACGAGGUGUCCCUGACCACUGACUCCCGGAAAAGCCAGUUGCUCUUUCCGCAGCCCAUCCCUUCAGAUAGUCUGCCUCAUAAUCCCACACUCGAGAAAAAUGAACCCCUCUUCCCUUUCCAGGAUUUAGUUGAUGAUAAAGGAGAUCCGAAAUUACUUCAGCUUGCAGGAAAGAGCCGGGAUCCGAGCAAGCGCAAACAUUGGGACUAG
Messenger RNA from Ornithorhynchus anatinus (platypus), 2578 nucleotides. Its product is annotated as protocadherin gamma-A6-like. The record is from RefSeq and is a predicted model, not a curated record. Gene Ontology annotation, cellular component: plasma membrane. NCBI's taxonomy places the organism in Eukaryota, Metazoa, Chordata, Mammalia, Monotremata, Ornithorhynchidae. Gene Ontology annotation, biological process: homophilic cell-cell adhesion. Gene Ontology annotation, molecular function: calcium ion binding. The transcript has 2 exons. The coding region runs from base 110 to 2578 and encodes 822 amino acids.